Messenger RNA from Saprolegnia parasitica CBS 223.65, 495 nucleotides. RefSeq lists its product as hypothetical. The transcript is spliced from 2 exons. NCBI's taxonomy places the organism in Eukaryota, Oomycota, Saprolegniomycetes, Saprolegniales, Saprolegniaceae. The record is from RefSeq and is a predicted model, not a curated record. Bases 1 to 495 code for a protein of 164 amino acids.
AUGCUGCAAGGCUUGGACUUUUCGUACACGCCGCCGCCGCCGCCACCGCCGACACCGGUGCAGCAACCGAUGAGCGAAGCACCGCCGGCGACACCGAGCGAUCCGCUGUGGGGCGCCAACAUUGUGAGUCUCGACUUGGUCGAGAAACCAAAGCUGAAGACGACCGUGAGCAUGCAGACGCUCGAGCAGGCGCGCUUGGCCAAGCCGAAGGAGGCGCCGCAGCCGGUGAUGCCGCCGCCAAUGGUAGCGCCGCCGUCGUAUGGCCAGGCACCCAUGUACCCGCCUUCGUCCAUGGGCUAUGCGAAUCCUCCUGGAGCGUACCCGGCGCAGCACAUUGUGACGGCGCAACCGUACGGUGGCAUGUACACCAACACGAAUGGACCCAUGGGCGUCCAGCGGCAGCCCACGGCGCAUACCUUCAUGCCCAACAUGACCCACGUCCCGCCGCCAAAAUCCGCGCCUGCCGCCAACGACCCGUUUGCGACGCUCUCGUGA